AUGCAAUCACUAUUUAUGGUACAAGGCCAGCCGGCGGGGGGUGGAGGUGCGGAGGGGGUUGCCAUGUGCCGCAACGGGAUAAAUAAAAGUGGUCAAGUGGCUUGCGAGUCACAUGACUGCGCGUCCCUCGCCCCGCACGCCUCCGUACCCCCCUCGUGGACUCCCCUCCCCCCGUUCUUAUUCCCCCUGCGUCUCCCAUCGACGCACGCGCAGGAUGCGUCAAGAAACGUCACCAAGCCACUUGCGAACUUCGCCCCGCCUCAGGACACUUUC
This is a messenger RNA of Iphiclides podalirius (scarce swallowtail), 273 nucleotides long. Lineage: Eukaryota; Metazoa; Arthropoda; Insecta; Lepidoptera; Papilionidae. The record is from the annotation of a GenBank genome assembly.